Molecule: messenger RNA, 3383 nt
Organism: Orcinus orca (killer whale)
Lineage: Eukaryota; Metazoa; Chordata; Mammalia; Artiodactyla; Delphinidae
Gene: SRD5A2
Product: steroid 5 alpha-reductase 2
Exons: 5
Coding region: 136-900 (254 amino acids)
Biological process (GO): steroid biosynthetic process
Cellular component (GO): membrane
Molecular function (GO): 3-oxo-5-alpha-steroid 4-dehydrogenase activity
Source: RefSeq, a predicted model, not a curated record
GGGAGGUAGGAUAGAGGGGCGGGAGCCAAGGCCGAAGGGGCGGACACGGGGUGGCGUCUAGCUCUCCAUAAAGGGGCGGCGAGGGCCGCGCUCUCUUCUGCGCUGGCAGCGGCCACCAGCGGGGAACAGGGCGCAAUGUCCGUUCGCUGCCAGGAGAGUCCGGUGCUGGCAGGCAGCGCCACUUUGGCUGUCCUGGGGGCACUGGUUCUGUGCCUCGCGGAGCCCGCCGGCUACGGGAAGUACACGGAGAGCCGAAUGCCCGUGGCUACCCGCCUGUCCGCCCGCGCCGCCUGGUUCCUGCAGGAGCUGCCCUCCUUCGCGGUGCCCGCGGGGAUCCUCGCCGGGCAGCCCCGCUCUCUCUUCGGCCAGCCUGCGACUGUGCUUCUGGGCCUCUUCUGCGCACAUUACUUCCACAGGACAUUUGUUUACUCACUGCUCACUAGAGGGAGGCCGUUUCCAGUUGUAUUCCUUUUCAGAGGCUUUGUCUUCUGCAUGGGAAAUGGACUCCUCCAAGGCUACUAUCUGGUUUACUGUGCUGAAUACCCUGCUGAGUGGUACACAGACAUACGGUUUAGCUUGGGUGUCUUCUUAUUUAUCUUGGGAAUGGGAAUCAACAUUCAUAGUGACUAUAUAUUGCGCCAGCUCAGGAAGCCUGGAGAAAUCAUCUAUAGGAUUCCACAAGGUGGCUUGUUCACGUACGUUUCUGGAGCCAAUUUCCUUGGCGAGAUCAUUGAAUGGAUCGGCUAUGCCCUGGCCACUUGGUCCCUCCCAGCACUUGCAUUUGCAUUUUUCUCACUUUGUUUCCUUGGGCUGCGAGCUUUUCACCACCAUAGAUUCUACCUCAAGAUGUUUGAGGACUACCCCAAGUCUCGGAAAGCCCUCAUUCCAGUCAUCUUUUAAAGAAACCAAAUAAAAAGGGAACAAAGCUCCCACAAUCCUUUUGAAAACCAUCAAGCUGCUGAACUUAUAACUUUUUUUUUUUUUUUUUUUUUUUUGCGGUACGCGGGCGUCUCACCGCUGUGGCCUCUCCCGUUGCAGAGCACAGGCUCCGGACGCGCAGGCUCAGCGGCCAUGGCUCACGGGCCCAGCCGCUCCGCGGCAUGUGGGAUCCUCCCAGACCGGGGCAUGAACCCACGUCCCCUGCAUCGGCAGGCGGACUCUCAACCACUGCACCACCAGGGAAGCCCUGAACCUAUAACUUUUUAAAGUCCCAUCGUGUAUAUGUAAUAGGAGGCCUCUGGUGUUCUGGCAGCUGGCCUGAGGAUUCUGCAUGGGCCCCCCUAGUGUUUCCUCCCAUCCUCCCUGUCCAGAUCUCUUACUGAAGCUUCAGCAAGGCCCUUUUUUUUACUCAAAGACAUCUACUUAGCUAUUGCUCCUAGAAAGUGCAAAGUUUCCUAUGUUUUUUUUUCUUUGAAAGACCCAAGUACAGGUGGCUUUAUACCUGCUCUGUAUCCAUCUAAGACAGCUCGGUAGUUGAGAAAGUUUUGAGUUGAGGGCAGUGCUUAUAGAAUUUAUUAAAGGUGCACAUUUGACACGUAUACAAAUCCGCAGCAAUUUAAAUUCUGAAGCUGCAUGGACCCAGAACAAUUUUUCUUCCAAAUGAAAACCCACUCACGUGGGUUUUCCUUAGUUAACUGUGAAAAAUGUGAAAUGAUUACGUAGACUUUUAAUAAGGGAGCUCUGUCUUCAUAUUGCUGAAAAUGCAACAACGCGUUGACCCCAUUUCAAAUUUGUGCAUUGUCUUAGUGCCUCUGUCUUCCUGAAGAGUCCACAAUCCCUGUUAGAGAUAUCAUAGGCUAAUCCAGAAAACUGGUGUGGGUUUUAUUGAAGGUCAGAUUUUAAUGACCACAGAGAAGAAGAGAUGACUCUGGUUGACUACAAAGAGCAGAAAAGUGUUUUACAAUAGACCGCAAAUUCUUAUAUUCUUAGAAACUGGUGGGAAUAUCCAAAUAAUGAGUGUCAGAUAAGGAAAUCGCCGAAUAAGAGCACAUGUUGUUUGCCUGGACAAGACAUGUACAAUGAUGGUAAAGCAUCUCAGAAGCACCCAACAACUCUUCUCUUCUGGAGUUUCUGCAUCACAGUCCUCAGGAUCUGAUCAAGAAGGCGUUCCCUAGGGGUGCCUUGAACAUCAGUUCUCAAAAGUCCUGGGAGCAGAGGCUGAAAAUUGCAACCGGAGGAACGCCUUUAGGCAGAAAACCUGCUUUGUUUGGCUCUGACAGUGUUUCUCACAUAGUCUGGUUUUCUUUUCUUUUCUUUUCUUUUCCUUUUUUGUGGUACGCGGGCCUCUCACUGUUGUGGCCUCUCCCGUUGCGGAGCACAGGCUCUGGACGCACAGGCUCAGCGGCCAUGGCUCACGGGACCAGCCGCUCCGCGGCAUGUGGGAUCUUCCCGGACCGGGGCACGAACCCAUGUCCCCUGCAUCGGCAGGCGGACUCCCAACCACUGCGCUGCCAGGGAAGCCCCAGUCCGGUUUUCUUUUUUUGUUUACAUUCAAAGUUUCCAAAAUUUAAAAAUUAGGAGGUUUCUGCAUUCUCUAGUGUCCUUUAAAAAGUUGGAGGAUCUGGACCCAUGGAACCAGCUAAGAGCUGGGACUGAUCAGCUGGUAGACAUCAGAAUUUGCAGCCUUGUGGAGGGGUCACCCUUGCAUGGGUGCUGAGACUUUGGGCUCUUUAGGGAAGGGGCUGAACAUUCAUAAUUAGAAUGUAUGAUGAUAUUUGUCUAUGUAGGUCUAGGUUUGUACUCAGCAUUGGUAAUAUUUAGCAAACCCCUUUGAGAAUGAGCACCAGUUUUAUCAGAUGUAAUGCUAAGUGCAGAAAUUCACUAGGAUAAAACACACAGGACACUCAAAAGAUCUGAAGAUGAUGUACAUUACUGAAAAAUAUAAUCACAUAUAUACAUGUUUUGCUGUUUAAAUGCCUCUCAAAUCAUGGGUGUUAAGUAAUUUUUUUGAAUUAAAAGAUCCCCAGACUCACGAAGAUUUUCAUAAAGUGUUGAGCUGUGUUUGUUCCCCCUUUAUUUCUUUUUUCCUCCAAGUGUUGCUUCCUUUUUUUCUCUUCUCUCUUCAUUUUGCCAACUUGAAAUUCAGGGCUCUGAGCUGAAAAUAAAAGAGAAAUAUGACUUAUAGAGCUUGUCACACAGCUAAGAACUCCAAGCAGGUGCAAUAAAGGCGCAGGAGAAUGUGCUAAGGCUGGAUGCCCCUCCUCGUGUUCAGGCAUACACGGGGGAGUGGGAGAAACACACUCAGUGAAAUAAAUCUUAAAGUGUAGCUUGGCCUCUGUGAAAUAAAAGACUCCCUGUUCUCUCCGUGACAUUGAAAAGUGCCUUUAUUAAAUCCUUUAUCUUAUUACUAUGUAAAACAUCCUUGAAAUAUAAUGAGUGCUCAA